Sinocyclocheilus grahami is the source of this 683-nucleotide messenger RNA. RefSeq names its product fish-egg lectin-like. The coding region runs from base 1 to 501 and encodes 166 amino acids. The transcript has 4 exons. The record is from RefSeq and is a predicted model, not a curated record. Lineage: Eukaryota; Metazoa; Chordata; Actinopteri; Cypriniformes; Cyprinidae.
AUGUCCAGGCAAUCCACAGUACAGGCUACACCGCUCUUUCAUGCAGCGGUCACGUUUCCAUGUGGUUCCUUCAUUCAGUUUCCAGGGCUUCUCAAACAGGUGGAUGCUGGAGGUGAUCAGAUCAUUGCAGGUGUCAAUAUGAAUGAUGAUAUAUUCUGUUUAAAUAUGGAUGCUAAUGACAAAUGGCCAUCCAGCACCACUCCUUGGGUUCAAAUGAAUGGAAAGCUGAAGUAUUACACCUGUGGCCCGUACAGCUGUUGGGGAGUGAACAGCAGAACUGGAGUCACUCUCUCCAACCCUGUUGGCACAGACUGGAUCUCAAUGGUUGCCUGUCCCAAUGGCCACAAGCAUGUGAGCUUUGACCUGGGAGUGCUCAACCCUGUUGGCACAGACUGGAUCUCAAUGGUUGCCUGUCCCAAUGGCCACAAGCAUGUGAGCUUUGACCUGGGAGUGCUGUGGGUCGUGUGUGUUGACGGCUCCAUCCGUAAAUGUACUUUAUAAUCUGUCACUGCAGCAACAGAGGAGCUCAAGCAUUAAGAGAAACCUCAAAGUAAUCAGUCAAAGUGAUUGUAAUCGAAAUAAUAAUUAUCAAAGUAAUCAGUCAUUAUGAACAGAAAACUAAAAGCUUGAUUAUACUUUAUUUUCUUCUCUUUUUCUUGCUGUGGAACCAAUAAAGCAUUAUG